CCUCAAACUGAAAGUGAAAAUUGGGAAAAUGAGCAUUGAUGUAGCGAGGGAGGGAUGUAUUUAUACUUCUUGUUAUUGUGAAGAAAAUGUUUGGUGUUUGUGUGAUAAAAUACGAAGAGAUUACCCUGACAAGAUCGAGAGGUGCUAUUGCAUAUUUAUAUCCAACAAGAAAAGAGCGAUUCCAUUUUGGAGACAGAGAGCAAGUAAAAGAGAAGAUGGUCAAGUCUUUUGGGAUUACCAUGUUAUAUUUGUCUACCAACCCUCAGACUCGCAUACACUGGUCUAUGACCUUGACACCACCUUGACAUUUCCCUGUGACUUCAGGAGAUAUUAUGAGGAAUCUAUCAAAGAUGAUAGACAUUUUAAACCAGAAUAUCAGAGAUUGUUUCGAGUUAUACAGGCAGCUGAAUUCUUGCAAACUUUUGCAUCAGACAGAUCACACAUGUUGACCCAGGAUGGUCACUGGAUGUCCCCUCCUCCUGCCUAUCCCCCAAUUAAAACAGAAGAAUGUUCCAACAACAUUCAGGAAUUCAUAUCUAUGGAAAAAGAAUAUAACCAUGGAGUUGUUCUCAAUUUAGAAGAUCUUCUUGAGAAGUUUAUGGGCAACAGUAACAACACUUAAAGUGAAAAUAUACAUGCAUAGUUCUCCACAAGCACUGUGAUAUUUAUUUUAUUUACUAGUCUUUUAAUGUACUUUUCAUAUAUUUGUAACAUUGUUUCUGUUGUUGGAACAUUCUACUGUAACUGUGUAAUUCAUAUACAGUGAAACCUACACCUUCUGUCUCAAACUUGACUGGACCGAGAAAAAACAUCCAAGAUAUAUAUCAGAGAUUCAAGAUAUUAAGGUUCAAUAUGUCCAUAGUAUUCAAGAUAUCGAUGUUUGAGAUAAAGAUCAA
This is a messenger RNA of Saccostrea echinata, 896 nucleotides long. RefSeq names its product protein N-terminal glutamine amidohydrolase-like. The record is from RefSeq and is a predicted model, not a curated record. The transcript has 6 exons. Gene Ontology annotation, cellular component: nucleus; cytosol. Bases 29 to 622 code for a protein of 197 amino acids. Gene Ontology annotation, molecular function: protein-N-terminal asparagine amidohydrolase activity; protein-N-terminal glutamine amidohydrolase activity. Lineage: Eukaryota; Metazoa; Mollusca; Bivalvia; Ostreida; Ostreidae.